Molecule: messenger RNA, 390 nt
Organism: Strongylus vulgaris
Lineage: Eukaryota; Metazoa; Nematoda; Chromadorea; Rhabditida; Strongylidae
Source: the annotation of a GenBank genome assembly
AUGAACACUGUGAAGAAACGGGAUGGUGAGGCAAACAACGAAGGUAGCGAGCCGGCCAGGAAUAACACAGAAACGCCUUCGAGUUACCUUAUCAGGCCAGAUCAACCAGCAAUGGACUUAUCCUUAAUUCCACCGCACAAUGGAUUUGUACCAGGAAACAAUCAAGAAUUCCAUCAGCAGCCUAUGCACAUUAUUGCAGAUGGUGUAAGCUAUGCUGAAGGACGCUCCUACGAGUCUCGAAGUUGUACUGGCGGCUGGUGUCCGGUCUCGCCAGAAAUAGUUCGGACAGAGAUUACCACGGCAGCGCCAAAGGAAACCACAAUGAAUGCAAAGGAUCCGCGACGCCCUUUUAGACCAUUACAUCUUCAUACGGCUACGUCUCGUGAGUGA